CCAGAAGCUGGAGAGAGAGGCUCGAAUCUGCCGUCUUCUGAAGCAUUCCAACAUCGUGCGUCUCCACGACAGCAUCUCCGAGGAAGGCUUCCACUACCUGGUCUUCGAUCUGGUCACCGGUGGGGAGCUCUUUGAGGACAUCGUGGCGAGAGAGUAUUACAGUGAGGCAGACGCCAGUCACUGCAUCCAGCAGAUCCUGGAGGCGGUUCUCCAUUGCCACCAAAUGGGGGUUGUCCACAGGGACCUCAAGCCCGAGAACCUGCUCCUGGCCAGCAAGUGCAAGGGGGCCGCAGUGAAGCUGGCAGACUUCGGCCUGGCUAUCGAGGUGCAGGGGGACCAGCAGGCGUGGUUUGGGUUCGCUGGCACGCCAGGCUACCUGUCCCCAGAGGUGCUGCGCAAGGAGGCGUACGGCAAGCCGGUGGACAUCUGGGCAUGCGGGGUGAUCCUGUACAUCCUGCUCGUGGGCUACCCGCCCUUCUGGGACGAAGACCAGCACAAGCUGUACCAGCAGAUCAAGGCCGGGGCCUACGACUUCCCGUCCCCGGAGUGGGACACGGUCACUCCUGAAGCCAAAAACCUCAUCAACCAGAUGUUGACCAUCAACCCUGCCAAGCGCAUCACGGCGCACGAGGCGCUGAAGCACCCGUGGGUCUGCCAACGCUCCACUGUGGCCUCCAUGAUGCACAGGCAGGAGACCGUGGAGUGCCUGAAAAAGUUCAAUGCCCGGCGGAAGCUCAAGGGCGCGAUCCUCACCACCAUGCUGGCUACGCGGAAUUUCUCAGUGGGCAGACAGACCACCGCUCCAGCCACAAUGUCCACCGCGGCCUCCGGCACCACCAUGGGGCUGGUGGAACAAGCAGCCAAGAGUUUACUCAACAAGAAAGCAGACGGAGUCAAGCCCCAGACGAAUAGCACCAAAAACAGUGCAGCUGCCACCAGCCCCAAGGGGACGCUUCCUCCAGCUGCCCUGGAACCUCAAACCACCGUCAUUCAUAACCCAGUGGACGGGAUCAAGGAGUCAUCUGACAGCACCCACACCACCAUAGAGGACGAAGACACAAAAGCGCGGAAGCAGGAGAUCAUCAAGAUCACGGAGCAGCUCAUCGAGGCCGUCAACAACGGUGACUUUGAGGCCUAUGCGAAAAUCUGCGACCCAGGCCUGACCUCGUUUGAGCCCGAAGCCCUGGGCAACCUGGUUGAAGGGAUGGACUUCCACAGAUUCUACUUCGAGAACUUGCUCGCCAAGAACAGCAAGCCGAUCCACACAACGAUCCUGAACCCGCACGUGCACGUCAUCGGCGAGGACGCCGCGUGCAUCGCCUACAUCCGCCUCACGCAGUACGUCGACGGGCAGGGCCGGCCCCGCACCAGCCAGUCCGAGGAGACCCGCGUGUGGCACCGCCGAGAUGGCAAGUGGCAGAACGUGCACUUCCACUGCUCGGGGGCGCCCGUGGCCCCGCUGCAGUGAAGAGCUGCUGCGGCUGGUUUCACGGGACAGACUCGGUGUUUGGAGCCCAGCUGCCCUCGGGCGCACGGCCUGCCUGUCGCAUGUUUGUGUCUGCCUCAUUCCUCCCCUGGUGCCUGUGUCUGCAGAAAACCAAGACCAGAUGUGAUUUCUUUUUAAAAACAAGACGACAACCGCACACACAAAAUUGAUGUCGGAUGAAACGGAAAAAAAACGAAACAAGGGAAAAAGCUGUAAAAAGCCCUGGCGUUUGUGGGGCUUCGAACCUUCUGGCCGCUCCCCUCCCAAGCUCCACGUGUCCGUCUGCUCCUGGCCUCCUCUGGGGACCAGACGGGGCAGUGAACUUGUCCGUAGGGGCCUGCCACCCAAGGAACGGUGUUUGCUAGGUGGCGCCCACCCCCACGCGUCUGCAUCCUCCCUGCUGCGCAUGGCUCCUUGUCAGGAGUGUCAGGUGUCGUCUGGGAGGGGCUGGGGGGGGGCUGAGCAUGGCUGUCCUCCCUCCUGCUUCCCUUCCCUCCUCUCCUCCCCGAGGAGGUGCAGGUGCGAGCUCCCGGUGUCCCUGGCAUGGGUGAGCAGUGCAGAGGCUGGGCCAGCCCCUCGGGAGGAUGCAGAGCCCUCGGAGAAGGCCCCGCGGGCCCAGGGCUCCAGCUCUGGCCCUGUUGGGGCCAGGGAGGUGCACUGGGUCGGGCAGAGGAUGCAGGGGGGUCACCCCUUACUUUCAGACCUCACGCCUGGCAAGAGACAUGCCGAGAGGACGCUGCUGGCUGCGGCCCAGUGUGCAGGGGACCCCGGGGCUGGCCUCCCUUCUGUUCAGGCACCUCUCCCUCUUUGCCCCCUCCCCCCUCCCCCCGUGUGGGUGUGGGGCAGGAAGGAGAGAGGGGUCAGAGGCGGGUGGGUGCCUUCGGCUCCCAGGCCGAGGCAGAGUCCAGGCAGGUGUUUGCUGAAGGAAGCUGCGCUUUCGGAGUCUGGGCCCAGGGCAGCAGGGAGCGGAGGGCCGCACGGGGCUGCGUGUGACAGGGACCCCCGGGGUUGGGAGAAGGCGGGCUGGGCUCACCUGGGGUCCCCCUGUGUGCUGGCGGGCACUGUGGCGAGCCUCCAGGAUGGGCCACGUGGCCAGGGGGCGGCAAAGAGAGCCAAGGGCCGUCAUCUGGGUGUGCGAGUGGGUCUGAGCUGGCCCGCCGGGCCGCGGUUGGGGGGGUGCAGGGGCCGUGAUCGCAGAGGUGCAGGACCCCCUGCCCCAGUACCUGCCCUCUUCAACUCAUGUUGUUUUCAACACGGAUUUUCUUUAUCUUCCCCCGCAAUCAAGCCAAGGGAGGGGCCCGGAGUGGGGAACAGGACACAGGAUGCUGGUCUCCAAGGGGACUGUCCAUCGACAGACACUCUGAGUGGACGCUCACCUGCCCGUCCGUGGCUGUGCUCAGGACAGCUGUCCCCACCCAUGGAUGUGGGGUAAACAUCUGCCAGGCUCCCUGGGCCUCGGGCAGCGGCAGGGCCCGCCGUGGACAGUGUGUGGCCCGGCCAACCUUGCCUCCUGGGGCCUCCUCCCCUCCUCUCCCCCUUCUCUCCAUGGAGCUGCCUGUCUGGGAUAAUUUGGGGAUUUUGUUUCUGGGGGAUAGUUCUUUUGCAUGACCCCUCAUGAGCAAGCCACACCCGCUCUUCUAGCUAGAUGUCCGCGGUGUGGCAACGUCGGCCAGCCCGCCCUGCAGAGGGUCGGCUGCCUGCGGUGCUGGCCGGCCUUUCCUCUUCUCUCUUUUUGCUGAGUUUCAUUGUCUUUUCUUUCUGAGCCUUGUAAGUGUACAAAAUUAUUAUUUUGUUCUGUCUCGGGAAACUGCAAAUAAAAGGAAAACAGGACAAACUG
Molecule: messenger RNA, 3323 nt
Organism: Physeter macrocephalus (sperm whale)
Lineage: Eukaryota; Metazoa; Chordata; Mammalia; Artiodactyla; Physeteridae
Gene: CAMK2B
Product: calcium/calmodulin dependent protein kinase II beta
Exons: 19
Coding region: 224-1468 (414 amino acids)
Biological process (GO): protein phosphorylation
Molecular function (GO): calcium/calmodulin-dependent protein kinase activity; calmodulin binding; ATP binding
Source: RefSeq, a predicted model, not a curated record